AUGGAUGGAUGGCCGCCUUCCUGGCCGCCCCUUUUCGGGCCGCCCCUUCCGCCCCUUAGACCGACUAGCUGUGUAAAUGGCAAAGCGACAGCAGCAUUUGCUAACUUUGCUGCAGCAGCAACAAAGGCCACACGGCUACAACAAGAACUACAUAAAUGUAUCUGUAUCUAUAGCUAUAUCUAGCUAAGCGAUGGCCGUGCAUUGUAUUGCAGUUACGUGCUCGAUGGUCCAGCAAAAUGGCGAAGCGAAAAAUCUCUGAAACAAAAUCAACAAAGGAGUAGCAGGAACAGCAGGGUGCUUUUCGUUUGUAAAGACUUGAAUACACUUUUCGCGUAA
Molecule: messenger RNA, 336 nt
Organism: Drosophila biarmipes
Lineage: Eukaryota; Metazoa; Arthropoda; Insecta; Diptera; Drosophilidae
Source: RefSeq, a predicted model, not a curated record